AUGGCUAAAGGUGAAAGAGGUAUGGAUGAUCCUCGUUUUAGCAAGGUUUUUUCAGACCCCCGGUUUAGGACCGUAAAGAAGAAGGAUUUGAAGGUCACCCUAGACGACAGAUUCAACAAGAAAGAUUUAAAGAAAGAAUUUUCCUUACUCAAGUCUACUGCAAAGGUUGAUAAGUACGGUAGAAAAAUUAGUAAAGAUGAUGGCUCUAGUGUAAUCGAUAACCUUGACAAAUAUUAUACGGAUAAGCACGAAGAAGAAGAAGAAGAAGAAGAAAAUGAUUAUGCCAAAGCUGAUGACUAUGGCAAUGAUGAUGACGCAUCUUCCUCGUUAUCUGACAGUGAAGAUGUAAAGGCUGAUCCAUUGGCAAAAGCAAGAGGCCUGUUGGAAGAUGCCACAUCUGCAUCUGACCUUGAUUCGUCAGACGAGGAAGUGUCGGAGCUCGAGGAAAUUCCCAGCUCCGAUGUAGAAGAAACUGAAAAUAUACCUGAACAGGACCCUACCACCAGAAUUGCAGCCGUCAACUUGGAUUGGGAUCACUUGAACUCAACAGAUUUAUUUGCUACUUUUUCUUCCUUCUUACCACAAGAUGGCCACAUAAAAAGUGUGACCAUUUACAAGAGUGAAUACGGUAAGCAAAGGAUAGCUGAUGAAGAAUUGAACGGUCCUCCAAGAGAAAUUUUUAGGAAAAAUUUAGGUAACAAAAGCGGUGAUGAUGAUGAUGAUGAUGACGACGACGAUGAAGAUCUUGAUUUAGCAAAGGCAAGUAAGAAGUUGGUUCAAGAAAACAACGGAGAAGAUGAAGGCUUUGACUCUUCAGAAUUGAGGAAGUAUCAACUACAGAGAUUAAGAUAUUACUAUGCAAUCAUCGAAUUCAAUAACUUGAACAGUGCCGAGGAAGUAUAUAAAAAGUGCGAUAACACUGAGUAUGAAAGCAGUGGUAAUUUCUUUGAUUUGAGAUACGUUCCAACUGAUAUGGAGUUUGAUGAGGCAGAUAUCAGAGAUGUAUGUGAGAAACUACCAUCAAACUAUCAACCAAUUGAAUUUUCGACAGACUCUUUGAGAAAUAGUAAACCUAAACUCACAUGGGAUGAAACACCAAUCGAAAGAGUUCAGAUAUUGAGUAAGUCGUUCAAGAAAGGUGAACUUGACGAUCUAGACUUGAAAAAUUACUUAGCAAGUGACAGUGAUGAAGAGGUUCAAGAUGAAAGCAUCUCAAAAUAUAAACAGCUAGUAGGUGGUGCCGGGCUAAACAGUGUUGGAAAGGCAGGCGAAGAAGAUAGCGACAGUGACGUUGAUAUGGAAUUUACCUUUACACCGGGAAAGUCGAGCACAGAGGAUUCAACUGAGAAGGAGAGUUUGAAGGAGGGAAAGAGCACAAUUGAGAAGUUGAGAGAAAAAGAAAAAGAGCGUAGAAAAGCCAGGAAGCAACAGGUCAAAGAGCUAAAGAGAGAAGCACAAUCGAGUAAAAAUAAAGGUAAGAAGAAUAGACCAGACACUGAAGAAGAUAAGGAGGAUGACCUUAAGAUUGAGCAAAUCGGUACUGAAGGCAAAGAACUGCAUCAUUUCAACAUCAAAGACAUUGAGAAACUCGAAAAGUUGAAAGGGAAAAAGAAUAAGUUUAAGAAUAAGCGUCAACGUGAGCUCGAAAAGGAACUUGAGUCUCGCUUGGAAGACUCUAACCAGGGCAGCUUGGAAGUCGAUGACCGUUUUGCUGAGAUGAUUGAUUCUCACGCCUUUGUGGGUGGUAGCAAGUUGCUUCAGCAGGAAAGAAAGAAACGGAAGAAAAUGAACAAAGUUAUAAAAAAAUAA
This is a messenger RNA of Pichia membranifaciens NRRL Y-2026, 1809 nucleotides long. RefSeq lists its product as hypothetical. The transcript has a single exon. Gene Ontology annotation, biological process: rRNA processing. Lineage: Eukaryota; Fungi; Ascomycota; Pichiomycetes; Pichiales; Pichiaceae. Gene Ontology annotation, molecular function: RNA binding. The coding region runs from base 1 to 1809 and encodes 602 amino acids. The record is from RefSeq and is a predicted model, not a curated record.